Pieris macdunnoughi is the source of this 264-nucleotide messenger RNA. The record is from the annotation of a GenBank genome assembly. Lineage: Eukaryota; Metazoa; Arthropoda; Insecta; Lepidoptera; Pieridae.
AUGUCGUCGUACAAGCCAAUAGAUUCCAAACGGGAAGAAUUUCGCCGAUAUUUAGAAAGAGCUGGUGUAAUGGAUGCUUUGACAAAGGUUCUAGUAAGCCUUUAUGAAGAACCAGAUAAACCAGAGGAUGCAUUGGAAUAUGUGAGAAAGCAUUUGGGCACAGAUGGUGGAGAUGAUGAAUUAGAGGCUGCCAGAGCUCGUAUCGCAGAGUUAGAAGCAGAGAAUGCACUUCUUAAAGGCGAAGCUGCUCCAACAGAAGGCUGA